UUUCACUGUAGUGGAUUUAUUAACUUUGUCAUAGGAGUGUGUACACAUAACACAGGCAGUGUAGACAUGGUUCGCUGCUCUAUUGGAUUCAGUCACAGGCUGACACUGGGGGUCUCUUUCCCAGCAGAGAAGGGGACAACCAUAUUGAAGCAAUGUGUGGCUUUACACGUGUUUAUUCAUAUGUGGACUAGGAUUUAAACAUGUGAGACAGGGAGAUCCAGGGGACCACUUGGGGGAGGGGCAGCAGGAGAGGGAGAAUACUGAGGGUGAAAUGACCAUGGUGCUGUGAUACACACGGUUUGUGGUGUUUGCAUAGCUGAGCAUAGAGGUGCCUGCCUCCGACCGCAGAAGUGCUGAGGUAGAGGACGAAUGUCAUGAGUUCAAAGCCAGCCUCAGGGACACAGUGAGUUUGAAGGCUGCCUGAUCAGUUGAUCCUAUCCUGAAACAAACAUCUGCCAGCGAUGACUACAGAGGGUGAUUGAGCCUGGAGUUGGAGGAGCUGGCAUCCUUUGUCACGCCCUGCUCUGUCAUUGAGAAGAUGCUGGAGCCCAUGGAGGUGCUGUGGACAGAGAAUGAGCAUUGGCUGUGAUGCAGCUACACAGACCAUGUCCCCCUGGCCUUAAGAAGCCACACACCUGCUGGUGGUGGUGGCCUCGCUGCUGGUCCAUCUUGAUGCUGGUGUGUGUGCUGGGUAUUUUGUGCAGCUUCUAGUUUUAUCUAAACUCCGGAUCCCAUGAGAACUGUUGGGAGACACAGCAUCCCAGGAAUGAAACCAUGAGCCUUUGGGUCUGAACCUGGAGAGCACCCUGCAGUCUCCACACAAGACAGGAUCAGGCUCUCUCGGAGGCGGAGGCGGGCCGGGCAGACGGCAGUGAUGGCCAUGUUUGUGGCGCACAGCAUCGCGGGGAACCACAAGGACCUCAUCCAUGAUGUGUCUUUUGACUUCCACGGGCGCCGGAUGACCACCUGCUCCAGUGACCAGAGUGUCAAGGUCUGGGAUAUUGAAAGUGGAGAUUGGCAUUGUACUGCUAGUUGGAAGACACAUAGUGGAUCUGUAUGGCGUGUGACAUGGGCUCAUCCUGAAUUCGGAGCAGUUUUGGCUUCCUGUUCUUUUGACCGAACAGCAGCUGUUUGGGAAGAAAUAGUAGGAGAAUCACACGAUAAACUUCGAGGGCAGAGUCACUGGGUGAAGAGGACAACUCUAGUGGAUAGUAGAACAUCUGUUACUGAUGUGAAAUUUGCUCCCAAACAUAUGGGUCUCAUGUUAGCAACCUGUUCAGCAGACGGUAUAGUAAGAAUAUAUGAGGCCCCAGAUGUUAUGAAUCUCAGCCAGUGGUCUCGACAGCACGAGAUCUCAUGUAAGCUGAGCUGUAGCUGUAUUUCUUGGAACCCUUCCAGCUCUGGUGCUCACUCCCCCAUGAUCGCCGUGGGAAGUGAUGACAGCAGUCCAAACACAAUGGCCAAGGGUCAGAUUUUUGAGUAUAAUGAAAACACCAGGAAAUAUUUUCUCCCUCCCUCUGCU
Molecule: messenger RNA, 1522 nt
Organism: Mesocricetus auratus (golden hamster)
Lineage: Eukaryota; Metazoa; Chordata; Mammalia; Rodentia; Cricetidae
Product: nucleoporin SEH1-like
Biological process (GO): positive regulation of TORC1 signaling; cellular response to amino acid starvation
Cellular component (GO): nuclear pore outer ring; Seh1-associated complex
Molecular function (GO): structural molecule activity; protein binding
Source: RefSeq, a predicted model, not a curated record